Messenger RNA from Trypanosoma theileri, 780 nucleotides. RefSeq lists its product as uncharacterized. The transcript has a single exon. Lineage: Eukaryota; Euglenozoa; Kinetoplastea; Trypanosomatida; Trypanosomatidae. Bases 1 to 780 code for a protein of 259 amino acids. The record is from RefSeq and is a predicted model, not a curated record.
AUGCGCACACCUGAGAGUGGCACGGCUGCCGUCUACGCCCGGGCGGAGGAGGCGCGUUGUGGGGGUUUGGGUGUUCGCCAAGUGCCGUCGUUUGAGUUGUACAAAUGUGCGCGGGAGGAGGAGCUCGGGUGCUACCGGGCCCUCUGCCGGGUGUACGCGAUGCACACUGGCGGGGCCCUCAGCCGCCAGCAGCGGCGGGUCCUCGAGGACUUGCAGGAGGACCUCCACAUCCCACCGGCCCGCGCCGCGGCGGAGUGGCAGGCCGCCACCGCAGACGCCGUCGUCAAGGGAAUCGCCAACUCGGGGAUUCUCCGCCGCCGAGAGGACUUCUUCGACGGCGUGAAGGAUAUUCCAUUCGAUAGCCCUAGUAAUAGUAAUAAUAAUAAUAAUAAUAAUAAUAAUAAUAAUAACAGUGCACAGUCGGCGAUGUUUGGCUACGCCCAGGAUGAUCGAGCCACGCUCUACUUGCCACACACGAAGGUAGCACGUACAGAGCAGGAAGUGGGAACAGCAGGUGGGGGAAACAUCGCAGGACGGCGAGGGGCACCCCAGAAAAUUUCAAAUGCUGUACUUCUCAAAACUGUAGAAAAAAUUGGGCAUGAGAUUUCAGUUAUAGGUAAUAAGCUGCUCUACGCUGUCUCCGAAGCUGACCAAGAAACGUAUAGAGACGCCCUAAUGACAAAGAGGGAAAAACUGCAGGCACUCUUAAAAGAUGUGGAAGGUAACACAGGAGAUGCAUCAGGAAAUUCCAGUGUCAUUUAUUCUGAACAUGUAUCCUGA